UAGUUUGCUAUUAACUUCCCCACCCCUUUCCGGGCGCCGCUGCUGCCGGCGACUCCUCUGCAGCCGGAGAGGGAAGAGGGGCUGGUUCGGUCGCAGGGGGGGGGAAGAAAAGAGACGCUCGCGUAGGGUGUGUGUGUGUGUGCAUUUUUAUUUUAUUUUAUUUUUUGCAUGGCCUGCACGCCAGGCCCGGCCCGCUUCUCCUCCGCCCCGCUGCCCGUCCAGGUCGACCCGUGCGUGAGAGCGGCUCUCCGUCGCGGCCGGCGGCUUCCUGCUCCCCUCGAAGACUUAAGCCGGAAGAGGCGAAGAGGAAACUUUCGCAGGACCCAACAGAGAGGCAAGCGCGGCGAUGGCGCACUUCCCACGGCGAGUGUGGCUCCUCUCCGCAGCCCUGGCGGUGGCCCUCCGCGCCGCCUUGGCCGGGGUACCCAUCAUCCACCUGAGUGCCCAAGAUGGUCCUUUCCUCGAGGGCAGCAACGUCACUCUGGAGUGCCUGACGGACGAAGAAGGCGAGGAUCUAAGUGGAUUCUUUUUCCAGAAAUACAGCAAGUGGCUGCACAGGUGGAUCUCCCUGGACUCCGACAGCCACAUGCGCUGCUGGUUCUACGACGUCACGGUGAGCCACCAAGACGGGCGCCUCCUCCUGAGCAUCAGCAACCUGCAGUCUUGGCACACCGGGCCCUACCGCUGCGCCAGCUCCAACGCCACCGGCAACGCGUCUGUCUCCGAAGCUCAGGACCUGCGAGUGGAAUAUCUCCACAACGUCUUCCUGACUCGUUCAAAUACCUGGUGUGGGACUAUCGGGGAGACCGUCACGGUGGUGGAAGGUGCCAACCUGGAACUUCUCUGUUAUGCAGACGCCUCAAAAGACCCAAUCUACGAGUGGAGCUGGGAGGGGAACGACGGGGUUGUGGCGUCAAACGCCUUGACUCUCCCCAAGGUGACGCAGGAGCAAGAGGGAACCUACACUUGCCAGGCCCAGCAUCCCAGCUUGCCUCAGCUGACCAAAACCAAGUCAGUGCAGGUGUUUGUGGAGAGCAGCGAGCGUAGCUUUACCCUUGAGUCUGUGCUGCCGCAAAGCGCCCCAAUGCUGGCCCUGACGGUGGCCGUUCCAGCGGUGCUGUUACUCCUGGUGGUCAUGGUGUUUAGCGUCCUGAUCCACCGCCAUCGGGCAGUUGCCAAGAAGAAAGCACUCCUGGAAGACUCCGGCCAGCGGACUCCCAUCUACAAAGGCAGCCUGGAAUCUGUGCCUUCGAUCGUGGUGGGGGACACGCACCCUCUGGUGAUGUAAUCGGGGGUCUGCCGGGUGAAAAGAAGAUUUUGUUCUGUUUUUUUCUCUGUGUGUCACUUUUAAGAUCUGGGUUCUUCUGAGAUUCUGGAAUGGCGGUAUCAUCAAUACACAAGUGUGGCUCCUUUUCACGUCUGCAUGCGUUUGGGCUAGAAGAGGAAAGAGCAGAGCGCUCAGGGUCAAAGGAG
Molecule: messenger RNA, 1473 nt
Organism: Gekko japonicus
Lineage: Eukaryota; Metazoa; Chordata; Lepidosauria; Squamata; Gekkonidae
Product: sialic acid-binding Ig-like lectin 16
Exons: 9
Coding region: 347-1288 (313 amino acids)
Cellular component (GO): plasma membrane
Source: RefSeq, a predicted model, not a curated record